AUGGCUGACCUACCACCUGAUCGACUAAACACACCGCCACCAUUUACAAAUGUUGGUUUUGAUGUUUUCAGACUCUGGACCAUACGUACAAGAAAACUACAAGGAGGAACAGCAAACUCAAAGAGAUGGGGUCUGGUAUUUACUUGCUUAAACUGUCGAGCCAUUCAUAUCGAGAUUUUAGAAACAAUGGAUACAAGCUCAUUCAUUUGUGCUCUGAGACGUUUCUUCGCUAUUCGGGGACCACUAUCAGUGCUAAGAUGUGACAGAGGAACAAAUUUUGUUGGUCGUAAAUCUGAACUGGAUGAAGCCAUGAAAGGGAUGGACCAUAGAGAAAUUGAAAAAUAUGUAAUCGAACAGAAAUGUGAGUGGAUAUUCAAUCCUCACGCAUCCAUCAUUAUUUUGGGAGCGGAAAAUUGCUACUAUUAG
Paramuricea clavata is the source of this 426-nucleotide messenger RNA. Lineage: Eukaryota; Metazoa; Cnidaria; Anthozoa; Malacalcyonacea; Plexauridae. The record is from the annotation of a GenBank genome assembly.